GUGAAGGAAGGCAGCCAAGGCGAGACAUUUUACUGACUCCCCAUUCCAGGUGUUGCCUACAAUGUCUAGGGGCUAGGUGAAGGACAGAGGUCCGCCCCUCUUCUCCCUCUCUCCCUAUCCCUCUAUCCAUCCCUCCAUCCAGGGUAGGGCAGACUACAGGGGGCAGGUCUCCACUCGCAGGGGAGACCAGAGGGGAGGCGCAUCGCCGGAGACCCGCUCAAACCCUCUCCUGACGCAGACAGACCGACAGACGGACGGAGGCAGGAGGCAUAUGCUGAAGCAAACAGUUGUGCGCUCGCUCUCCGUUGUGAGCCGAAUUCAGAAAAAAAAGAGUUCUAUUCCAAUACAGUGGAUCCGGGGUUUUUUCUUCUGUUAUGCGAGUGGAUUUUCUUUGGAAGGAAUACCGUUUUUAUUUGAAUAUAAACUAUAAUUAUUUGAAUUUUUUUACCCCGUUAUAUCGAGCUGCAGUGAACUCCGGAAGAGUUGAUAAAGGACGCACAGUCAGGAUGUCCCAUAUCUCCGUUAACGACCACCUGGAGGGCAUUUUAUCAGACUUCGAAGCUUUGAAAAGAUCCUUCGACGUCGAUGACGUGGACGAGCUUCCUCCCUUCUCCCCCUCCUCCCCCGUUCCCUCCCCCCUCUCCUCCACCUCCCUCCUCAACAAGACCAACGAGGGUCGAGGGUUCCCCACCUCCAGCCACGGCUCCCCUGCCUUCCGCUCCCGGAUCAGUCUUGGUACCAACCCCAGCCCCGCCCAGAGCCCUGUAUUCAAGUCCCGUAUGGUCUCCAGUCUCUCCUUCAACAGAGCCAUGAACAGACCUACCAUCAACAACAAUGGCGGCAGCUCCGGAGGCAUCGCCAGAGCCUCUUCUUUCCAGAACAAGUUCAACCCGAAGGGUUUCUCCUCCUCUCUCUCUGGCCCAGGCAGCGACAACGAUAGUCUCCAUAGCUCCUCUUCUAGUCUGGAGUAUUCCAUCCAGGGAGGUGGAGGAGAAGGAGGAGGAGGAGGGGUACCUCCAGGCAAGCCAGGGUCUCUGUCCUACUCCACUAGCCCACAGAUGGAGCAGCGUCCUGGGCAGCAGCGUGGCGUGGGCGUGGGGAUGGGGAAGCGGAUCUCUUCCCAUGGGAGUGUGUUUCACUCUGAGCUAGAGGGGCCUAUAGGGCUGGGAGCUCCAGAGCCCAGGGGGGUGAGCCACGGAUCCAUGCCCAGUCUGGACCUCCAGAUCGGGGAAGGAGGAGGCGGGGUGAUGGGGGUGCGGGGGGCUGGAGGUGGAGGGGUGAGGUAUGGCAACGCCAAUGUCGGUUUGAAUGGCGGAUCGCAGCGCCAUUAUAACACCAGUCCCUUUGGCAAGGAAGGAUGCUACACACCCAAUCGGAACCACAGCAGCUACCAGGCCCAGCCCAAACCCAAAGAGACCCAGCGUCUCAAUAAGUUCCCCCUGGAUCUAGACAGUCUGGUGGGGGUGAAGACGCCCCAGCCCAGCCCCCAUCAUCCCCCCUCAUCUGACCCCCCUAAACCUCCCCCCAGAGCCCAGUAUCCCAGCAGCCUCUCUGUCUCAGCUAGUCCCUCCCUCAGCAGUCUAGACAGCUCCGGUGGUGACCUCACUCCUCUUCCCUCCGCCAACCACCACCUCUCCUACAACAACAACAACCCCUCCCUCCCCCGCUCUCCCCCACCUACCUCCCCCCCGGGGGCCAAGCCUGUCCCUAAGGUGAGCCAGUCCCCUGUCCCCCUGUCCCCCGCCCAGACCCCCCAGCUCAACCUGCUCUCCCGCAGACCUCAGGUAGGACACCUGGCCCUCUCCACCCCCCUGCCACUGGAGCACACCCAGCCACAGGAAAUGAUAUCAGAGAGAGAAAGCGUGGGUUCCAUCCUGCAGAGGAUCGCUUCCUUCUCCCGUCCCGACGCCAUGACGACCACCAGGGUUCCAAGCGCCGCCGGUGUUCUGAGCGGGGUUGCCCUUAGCAACGGGGUGAAGAAGGAGAGCCCGCCACCGAUGAUGCGUCAGGAGCGUGUUUCCUCACCUCCACCAUCACCUCUACCUGUGGCGGUGCAGAGACAGGGGCUAAAGAGAGUGCAAGGUAAGCGUUUUAAAUGUACAUGGUUACUGGCCCAACGCUCAUAACCGCUAAGCUAACUGCCGACCACGUAGGUCAUUAACUAAUGUUUUCAUAGGAAUGUUCCCAUGGUGUGCAAGGAAUGUUUCCAAGAGACCAUUCCCUACAUGUCAAAUAGAACUUACCCAGAACUUAAGAUACUAAAGGUACCAGACACAUUUCAAGAAUAUUCAUGUGAUCAGCUU
Salvelinus fontinalis (brook trout) is the source of this 2303-nucleotide messenger RNA. RefSeq lists its product as uncharacterized. The record is from RefSeq and is a predicted model, not a curated record. The coding region runs from base 375 to 2126 and encodes 583 amino acids. The transcript has 2 exons. Lineage: Eukaryota; Metazoa; Chordata; Actinopteri; Salmoniformes; Salmonidae.